UUGGGCUGAAAGGGAAAACUAAUCGAUCAGGAAGCGAUGAUCGAUCAGCAGCAUGGAAACCUUGAAACGUGUGGUGAGGCGAAGCAGGAAAUCUUCACAAAACAGAUUGACCCACUACGAGUUUGAGUCACAACAACGAGCUACAACCUUCCUUCAUCCAACCUGAGACUCCCCGUAACCACAUGGAGCCACAAGUCUGUCUCAAGAGAAAGAGGGAACCUUCCCCAACACCAGAAAGCAGUAAAAGAGUAAAAGAGACAGAUGGUAACAGAGUUCCAGAGUCUGAGCACCGUUCCGGUUCCCGAGCCCCGCGGCUCUCUCUGCCGUUUGACCGUCUCCAGGAACCGGUCACGUUGAAAGAUCUGACGGAACUGCUUCAGUUUGCUGCUCUGGGGAACACCGGUGGGCUGAAACAACCCAGUUGGUGUCGCCUCCACCGCCAGAAGAAUGUGUCAGGGGUGAGCGUGAUCCUUCUAGAAGGACUGAGCCAGGCCCACUUCUACAGACACUACCUGCACUUUAAACACCUCCGCACCAAGUACACCUCUAGACACAGUUAUACUCCAUCGCCUGGCAACGUUAUUUCUGAGAUAUUUAGCAGUGAAGUUGUCAACAACAGUCCUGCCGAUGCGCUAGGAGACCAGAAGAGCGCUCAGCCAGAGGGAGGUCUGCAGUGGCACCCAGUGAUCAGGAAGUUUGGUCUGGAGACCAGAGGGCUGACUGGAUACCUCCUCACCCAGGAGGAGAUGAUCAAUAAACACUUCCCUGUCCGCGGUAUGCCUGGCAGUGAGGGCUUUGUGUGUACAGACAGUGACGACUGUGUGACUGACAGUAGUCCUCUCUAUGGUCUGGACUGUGAGAUGUGUCUGACAGAAAGGGGCAACGAGCUGACACGCAUCUCUCUAGUAGACAGCAGAGGGAGCUGUGUUCUGGACGAGCUGGUCAAACCUCCCAACCGCAUCCUACACUACCUUACACAGUUCUCUGGUAUCACCCGUGCAAUGCUGCAGCCAAUCACCACCACCCUGAGAGAAGUCCAAUCAAAGCUCAAGAAAGUGUUGCCCCGGGACGCGGUCCUGGUUGGCCACUCCCUUGAGAACGACCUCAGGGCCCUGAACCUGAUCCACCCCCAUGUGAUUGACACCUCCCUGCUGUACAGGAGAGAGUUUGGACGGAGGUUUAAACUCAAGGUGCUGGCUGAGACCGUGCUCAAGAAGCAGAUCCAGACGGAGGAGAGGAAAGGUCAUGACCCCACAGAGGACGCCCAGGCUGCCCUUGAACUGGCCCAGUACUUCAUACACACUGGACCACGACAGGUAGUGGAGCUGUAUUGUGAAGAGCUGUGGGGUGGGAGUCCUACCAUGUACCAGCCUCCUGUCAACAGAGCAACAUCUACACACAACAACAACAACAGCUCUCUCAGGUUUUCCGAGGCCCUGAAGAGUUCUGGCCAAUCAGCCGUGUUUAUAGGGAAGCGUGCUGACAACACCCUGGAUCUGUCCAAUCAGCAGUGGCACAGCUCAGACAGAGAGGUCUUGUCUUCCUUUAAAAGAGGACUAGACUCUCACUCGUUCAGCGUUGUCCAGUUGUCUUCCUUCUCUGACCAUCUGAAGGCUAUGAUCUCUACUGACCAUCACUACCACACGGUAUAAAUCUGUCUACCUCUCUGUCUGUCAUAUCUACCACACGGUAUGAAUCUGUCUACCUCUCUGUCUGUCAUAUCUACCACUACCACACAGUAUGAAUCUGUCUUCCCUCUCUGUCUGUCAUAUCUACCACUACCACACAGUAUGAAUCUGUCUGCCUCUCUAUCUGUCAUAUCUAUCACUACCACACAGUAUGAAUCUGUCUGCCUCUCUAUCUGUCAUAUCUACCACUACCACACAGUAUGAAUCUGUCUGCCUCUCUGUCUGUCAUAUCUAUCACUACCACACAGUAUGAAUCUGUCUGCCUCUCUAUCUGUCAUAUCUACCACUACCACACAGUAUGAAUCUGUCUGCCUCUCUGUCUGUCAUAUCUAUCACUACCACACAGUAUGAAUCUGUCUGCCUCUCUAUCUGUCAUAUCUACCACUACCACACAGUAUGAAUCUGUCUGCCUCUCUGUCUGUCAUAUCUAUCACUACCACACAGUAUGAAUCUGUCUGCCUCUCUAUCUGUCAUAUCUACCACUACCACACAGUAUGAAUCUGUCUGCCUCUCUGUCUGUCAUAUCUACCACUACCACACAGUAUGAAUCUGUCUACCUCUCUGUCUGUCAUAUCUAUCACUACCACACAGUAUGAAUCUGUCUACCUCUCUGUCUGUCAUAUCUAUCACUAGCACACAGUAUGAAUCUGUCUACCUCUCUGUCUGUCAUAUCUAUCACACAGUAUGAAUCUGUCUGCCUCUCUGUCAUAUCUAUCACUACCACACAGUAUGAAUCUGUCUACCUCUCUGUCUGUCAUAUCUAUCACACGGUAUGAAUCUGUCUGCCUCUCUGUCUGUCAUAUCUACCACACGGUAUGAAUCUGUCUGCCUCUGUCUAUCAUAUCUACCACACAGUAUGAAUCUGUCUGCCUCUCUAUCUGUCAUAUCUAUCACUACCACACAGUAUGAAUCUGUCUACCUCUCUGUCUGUCAUAUCUAUCACUACCACACAGUAUGAAUCUGUCUACCUCUCUGUCUGUCAUAUCUAUCACUACCACACAGUAUGAAUCUGUCUGUCUGUCAUAUCUAUCACUACCACACAGUAUGAAUCUGUCUGCCUCUCUGUCUAUCAUAUCUAUCACUACCACACAGUAUGAAUCUGUCUACCUCUCUGUCUGUCAUAUCUACCACACAGUAUGAAUCUGUCUACCUCUCUGUCUGUCAUAUCUAUCACUACCACACAGUAUGAAUCUGUCUACCUCUCUGUCUGUCAUAUCUAUCACUACCACACAGUAUGAAUCUGUCUACCUCUGUCUGUCAUAUCUAUCACUACCACACAGUAUGAAUCUGUCUUCCUCUCUGUUUAUCAUAUAAUGACUUGUAAUGACUUUAUAUUCCAAUGCGCUAACUGUAUACUGAACUGUUGGAUGACUAUAUUCCAAUAGGGGGCGCUAACUGUAUACAUGUUGAUGUCAUAUCUGUCUAA
Molecule: messenger RNA, 3114 nt
Organism: Oncorhynchus tshawytscha (Chinook salmon)
Lineage: Eukaryota; Metazoa; Chordata; Actinopteri; Salmoniformes; Salmonidae
Product: RNA exonuclease 5-like
Exons: 13
Coding region: 183-1652 (489 amino acids)
Cellular component (GO): nucleus
Molecular function (GO): nucleic acid binding; exonuclease activity
Source: RefSeq, a predicted model, not a curated record